CGAAUUUCUACAGGGCUGCCUUUAGUCGUACGUAAGUGCCCCUGCUACACGAGACUUGGGGUCUCUUUCGUAGGAGAAUUUUACUUUGCUUUUGGCGGAAACCAGAGAGAACAAUGAACCUAUCCAACUUGAGUAAUUACGAGAACAGUCAUCUGUCAGUUGUUUCGACCCUGAUUUGCUGAUUUAUCCUUGAAUUCUUGACUGUUCCUGCUUGAGUUCUUUUCGAGUCCAUCCUGGAGCAGGCGUCGAUCGUUUCGGCGGAUAAGCCAAAACCGAAAGCCCCACUAUCUCGCUUAAAAGCAAAGAGAACCUCGACAGUUCAACAACUUUUCCUACGCAACAUCGUCCUCAGCAACCACCGAAAUCUGUCUGUAUUUCGAGCAGAACCCUACCAGAACAAUGGGCCAACCAUCCUCCGAGGCGUCGAACGCCAUCAUCUAUACUACCUUAGGAGUUUUCCUGAUCAUGGGAACCGGUGUUGCCUGGACGCUGAGAAACCAAACCAAGGGGGAAUAUCUCGCCGGCAACAGGACUCAGACGGCUAUUCCGCUCGCUCUGAACUUCAUCGCUUCCGCUCUCGGAUCUGGUAUUCUUUUCACUUAUCCAGAAAUUGCCACGUUGGCCGGUCUUCAGGGCGUGCUUGUCUAUGCUUUGGCUUCCGCACUCCCGCUGUUCGUCUUCUCCUCACUGGGCCCUAUCAUCAGACGCAAAUGCCCUGAGGGUUUCGUCCUCACGGAGUGGACCAGACAGCGCUAUGGAACCGUCACGGCCUUGUACCUGAGCUUCGUGACGCUGGUUACGCUCUUCCUGUACAUGGUUGCCGAACUGUCCGCUAUUGGUCAGGUUGUCGAAACCUUGACUGGCCUUAACGGGUUGCCGGUCAUCAUCGUCGAGUGUGUAAUCACGACCAUCUAUACCUCAUUGGGCGGAUUCCGAAUCUCUUUCAUUACAGACAACAUCCAGGGAGCGAUGGUGAUCGGACUCAUCGUCAUCGCAGCCAUUGCCAUCGGCGUCGAGACCAAGAUCGAUACCAGCCUGAUCGAGCCCUCGGGUCUUCUAAAGGAGAACCUCUUGGGUUGGCAGCUUCUCUACAUCCUCCCGGUUGCCAUCUUGACGAACGACUUCUUUUUGUCCAACUUCUGGCUCCGUACCUUUGCCUCCAAGACCGACCGUGAUCUCUGGAUCGGUGUCACCCUCGCCGCCCUUAUCAUCCUCAUUAUUAUCACCAUGAUAGGCUGCACCGGUCUCAUCGCCGCCUGGUCCGGCGUCUGGCCCGGCUCGGACCCGGAAAACCCCCUCCCCGGUUCCAUGACCUUCUUCGGCCUGCUUGAGAAUCUUCCUGCCUGGGUUGUCGGCUUCGUCCUCGUCAUGUCUGUCAGCCUCAGCUGCGCCGCCUUCGAUUCGCUUCAGUCCGCCAUGGUCUCGUCCGCCAGCAACGAUCUGUUCCGCAACAAGCUCAACGUGUGGUGGAUCCGCGGCGCCGUGGUUCUGGUCAUCAUCCCCACCGUGGUCCUCGCCAUCAAGGCGCCCUCGAUCCUGCAGAUCUACCUCAUUUCCGAUCUCGUCUCUGCCGCCACCAUUCCCGUGCUGGUCAUUGGCUUGUCCGACCGGUGCUACUGGUUCCGCGGCUUUGAGGUGGUCGUCGGCGGGUUGGGCGGUAUCUUCACCGUCUUCAUCUUCGGCGCUAUCUACUACAAGGACGCAUACAAGGGCGCUCAGCUGAUGCUGCUCGAGGACGGCAUCUACCAGGAGGGCUGGGCUGCGUUCGGCGCCUUCGUGGCUGCCCCCGUCGGCGGUCUUGUGUGGGGCUUCGGAGCCCUUGCGCUUAGACUGGCGGUGCAGUGGGUUCAGGCCAAGAGGAAGGGUGUGCGAUUCGACGCCCUAGACCGCCCGGUUGUGAUGGAGGGAGAGGGCGAUGCGGUCCAGUAUGUUGCUGGCGGAGACUUGGAGACUAUCUUGAGCACUGGACAGGAGUCUGGGGCUGGAAAGAUUCCUGGCAAGUUCUUUUGAGCGUUGUCUAUAUGCUUUGCACCCUAUUGUCAGGGCGCAAAGGCCUUGGAGAUGCAUGGACGGCAUGCUUGCCAUGACCGUCCAGACGUCCCCUAUCGGGGCGAGCGAGGGAAUAGCUAACGACAAAAAGGGGGCUGGGACAGUGAGGUAAAGGAGGUUCAAGCUGUGGAGGUUGAAGGAUUAAUGGGAAGUUUUGGCGAUGGAUAAUAUAGGGGGUUGUGUUUUGGUUGAGCUUUCGAUUCUCUUUGUCGUCACAUAUUGUCGGGUGGGUUCAUGUCCCCACCCCUCCCUUGUCUUAUCGUGUGGGUCCAUGCCCUCACACCCUUCUAUAUUUUAGCCCUCCACAUUUCUUUUCCCUUUCUUCUCUAGUCUUCUCUCUAUAGCAUAUAUAUUUAUACAUUGUUUUGCUCUCUA
Molecule: messenger RNA, 2424 nt
Organism: Neurospora tetraspora
Lineage: Eukaryota; Fungi; Ascomycota; Sordariomycetes; Sordariales; Sordariaceae
Exons: 6
Coding region: 400-2010 (536 amino acids)
Biological process (GO): spermidine transport; transmembrane transport
Cellular component (GO): plasma membrane
Molecular function (GO): spermidine transmembrane transporter activity
Source: RefSeq, a predicted model, not a curated record